AGUAGCUGUCGCUGUAACCUACGAGCUGCAUGAUUAUCUGUGUUUGUCCUCUAGAGGUGUGUUGAUGACAAAUCUGCCAACAAAUAUAAGUGACUGUCUGAUGAUAUCUCUGCGGCGGACGAGACCUGACGUUGACUAAACCACACCUAGGAGUUUGGGCAGGCCAAAGCCUGGUGUUUGGCUGGGUUUGAAUAUGGCUCUGUCAUUCCUUUUGGUCUUUGCUGCCACUGUGAUUCUUAUCAGACCUGAGACACCUGUAACUAAGGCCUUACAUCAGAACUCCCUUGAGUGCUGUGGCGAGAAACAGAGAGUGAACAAUUCAUGUUCAAAUGACACCCACUGUGAACCAGGCUGCUUCUUACGUGUCCUUGAGAACAGCAAUACUGUUUGCAUAUUCUGUGACUCAGCAGCUGUGGAUCUGGAGAACAUAACAGUCUGCACCUACAACUAUACAGUGGAGCGGAAGAAUCAUACAACUGUAACUACUGUCAUUCCUAAAAUUGGAGGGCCAGGUGUGGCAGCCUCCCUUCUUCUGGGAACACUGCUGAUCAGCCUGUUCCUGAUCUUGUCUGUUGCCUCCUUUUUCUACCUCAAACGCUCCAACCGACUGCCAAGCAUCUUCUACCGCCGCAACAAGGCCUUCAUUUUCCAACCAAGUGAGACAGCUGUCAUGAUCCCCUCCUCAUCAGUGAGGAAGCCAAGAUAUGUCAGAAGGGAGCGGCCCUCUGCGACAUCAACAGUGAAUAGUGCCACCAUACCCACCACAUCCACUACUCAAGUCUAUAAUGUGUAGGAGGAGGGGUGGGAGUGCUGGUGCAGGUAGGAGAGAAAGCUCAGGAAUGAUAUUAGAUUUUCUUAUCAAUCGUGAAGAAAGACCAGUUGACUCAUAUAAAUGUGGCCAAAUUUAACUGUAACUACAGGUGGUGCAUUUUAUUGACACCGCCUUUGACUUGUUCAUAUAUUUGUUCAGUUCUUGUUCAUUACUUUUUUCUUUGAAAAUAAGCAGACACACUUAAAAUGUCCCGGAAAAAUUGUUUCAGUAUUUCUCAGUAAAUUUAAAACAUCACAGGUCGGUUUGUAUUUUCCACCCUCUGAUGCAGCACUGUGGUGAUGUAUAGAUUCAUCACUCAACGUCAGUCCUUGGAUCUUAAGUCUAAACACUGUCAUCGAGCAGUUUUUGUCUGCUGUAUGACUGUGUGUGUUGGGUUUCAUGAAUAUGUAGACCUGUCUGUUAAAGGAAUAGUUUGACAUUUAGGGAAAUAUUUUUAUUUCCCCUCUAGGGCAACAGUUAGAUGAGAAGAUUGAUUUCACUCUCACCUGUAACAUCACAUGGAAAAUGUGACGCUACAGCUGCUAGCCGCUUAGCUUUGCAUAAAGACUGGAAAAGAUGGGAAACUUUUGUCCUGACUCCAUUCAAAGGUAUUACAAAAACUUGCCUACCAGCACCUCCAAAGAUCACUAAUAACGUCAUAACCCCCCCUAUCCUAUGCGGGGUUAUGACCUUAUGUGUCCGUCCGUCUGUCCAUCUGUCUGUCUGUCCGUCCGUCCGUCUGUCCGUCCUUCUUAUUCUUGCGAAUGCUGUAUAUCACUAACACCAUGUCAGAAUUUCUUCAAAUUUGGCACAAACCUUCACUUGGACUCAAGCAUAAACUGUACAUUUUGUUGGUCAAAGGUCAAAGUAAUAGUGACCUAAUAAAACACGGUUUUGGCCUCUUGAAUGUGAUAUGUCAGGGCUGCCUUGAGUGAAUUUCUUCAGAUUUAGUACAGACAUUCACUUGGACACAGGAUGAACUGAUUAGAAUUUGGUUGUCAAAGGUCACUGUGACCUCACAAAACAUGUUUGUUGUGGCCAUAACUCACAAAUUCAUACACUCAUUAUGAAACAAUUUAAUACAAAUGUCUAAUAGGAUAAAAUGAUGAAGUGAUGACAUUUUAUACAACCGUGAGGUGGUAAUUCUAGUUUGACUUCGGUUUUUGUAUGGAUUAAACAAAUGAGAUAUAAUGUUUUAAUUAUUGAGCUUUAGAGGUGAAGGAGGUGGAUUUUGUUAUCUCUGGACAGAGACAGGCUAGCUGUUAUCCCUUGUUUCCAGUCCUUGUGCUAAGCUAAGAUAAGCUAACGUCUCCUGGCUAAUGUAGCUCCACUUUUAACAGACAGACAUGAGACUGAUAUCAGUCCUCUCAUCUUGGCUGGUCUUAUGUGACAGGGUUCAUAAAUACAUGGAUCUAUCAGAGGACUCAAACCAGUGACCAAGCUGAUCGACAGUGACACUGAUCUUUGGGACAGAGUGACAGCCUAGUGAUGUUUUUACAUAUGUGGUAUUUAUUUGCAUUUUGUAUCAGUGCACUGAAUUUUACUGAUUAAAGUUGGGCCAACAGAAUAAAUAAUGCGUCUGAUAGCAUAAGAUUUCUUCUGGUGGACCGGGACAUUAUAGGGAGUUACUGUAGGUGUUGUAUUGAUGAUUGUUCGUAUUUUUAUUGUUGCGUUUGUAUUUAUUUAUUUUUUUUGUGAGCUCAACCAAGGUGAUUGUAUUUUACAAGUACAACAAAUCAUGUAUCGCAGUUGAAUGCAUUAUUUAUUACAUUCCACAGCAGACCCACUCACACACUGACAGAAGUAAUUUUAAAGAACAUCAUCACGUUAUUUUUUUUCAUAGGACGUUCUGUGAUCCUGCUCAAACUUUUAAAAUGUCAUUUUUGUUCCAUGGAGUGAAGUUUAAUUCCAACAGGUUUUUAACAUUUUUGAAUCCUCCUGCACUUUAUUUGUCCGAGGUCAUCAGCUAAUGUUAGACCUUACUUUUUAUGCUCAAAUACUCAAAAUACAUAACUUGUUGCUAUCAAGUUUGAUUGAGAUUGUUUUCUUGUGUAAGUGGCAACAUUAUUGUUGCAUUGUGAACAUUACUUGACUACUAUUACCUUUGCCAAAUGUUGUCUGAAGAAAAUGGCUUGUAUUGUAUGCCAUUACUGUGAUUACUGUGCCAUUAUGAGCUUUAAAUGCAGCCAGGAAACAAUUUAGUCUGGUGGUGAUGAAAAGUUGGGUAUUUGAAUAAUAUCCAGUGGCCUUUACUGUGCACAAUUCGAAACCAAGGCUAGUUAUCCAAGUUUAAUUUGCUUCGUGGUAUUUUACUUCAUAUAUUUUUAUAUCUUGACAACACUAAGGCUGUAAAACUUAAUUUCCUUCUUCAGUAUGUAUGGAGCAAUCUGAAGUGAACCAGAUAAAAGGCAGCGAUCAUUCCAUGAAUAUUCCCCUUUUUGCUUUGUGUUUGCUGUUGUACGGACGACAAUAAGCUGAAUACAUGUACAUAUUGUUUUAUACAAAUGAUGUAUUGUUUUUGUAAUGAUGUACAUAUUCUAGUUUCAACGCCAUGAAGAAUGUUCUGAAGAUCUAUGUAUUGUUUUCAGAAAUAAAGCACCUUUCCAUAA
This is a messenger RNA of Seriola aureovittata, 3420 nucleotides long. It is a transcript of the gene c2h1orf159, whose product is annotated as chromosome 2 C1orf159 homolog. NCBI's taxonomy places the organism in Eukaryota, Metazoa, Chordata, Actinopteri, Carangiformes, Carangidae. The transcript has 9 exons. The coding region runs from base 194 to 793 and encodes 199 amino acids. The record is from RefSeq and is a predicted model, not a curated record.